CCGCCCCAUCCCGGCAUGCACCGGGCAGCAAGUGCAGCCUUUCUGUUGAGCAGGAAAAUGGCGGCUUCUAGCGCAGAGCCGCAGGUCCUAGUACAGUACUUGGUGCUACGAAAGGAUCUCUCGCAGGCUCCGUUCUCCUGGCCGGCGGGUGCACUGGUGGCGCAGGCUUGUCACGCGGCCACCGCGGCCUUGCACAUUCACCGCGACCACCCGCACACGGCGGCUUACCUCCGGGAGCUAGGGCGCAUGCGCAAGGUCGUCCUGGAGGCCCCAGACGAGGCCGCCCUGAAGGAGCUGGCUGGCAGCCUGCGGCAGGGGAACGUGGACCACACGCUGUGGCUGGAGCAGCCCGAGGACAUCGCCACCUGCAUCGCGCUCCGCCCCUACCCCAAGGAGGAAGUGAGCCAGUACCUGAGGAAGUUCCGGCUGUUCAAGUGACAGCACUUGCUGGGGUUCAGAGUGUUUGCCGGAUCCAGAAACUGCACCCCCACCCCACCCCCUUUCCCAGCACUGUGUCCCCACCUUCCAGUGGUAACUCUGUUUUCCUUCUAAUUAUAACAGCUUUUUGAGGGCCAGACACGUUAUGAAAGUGGCCAUGAAUCAGUAUGCGUCCUCUUGUUCUGAAGUAUUAAAGUCUGAUAGAGAAACUA
Messenger RNA from Erinaceus europaeus (western European hedgehog), 650 nucleotides. It is a transcript of the gene PTRHD1, whose product is annotated as peptidyl-tRNA hydrolase domain containing 1. The transcript has 2 exons. Lineage: Eukaryota; Metazoa; Chordata; Mammalia; Eulipotyphla; Erinaceidae. The record is from RefSeq and is a predicted model, not a curated record. Gene Ontology annotation, molecular function: peptidyl-tRNA hydrolase activity. The coding region runs from base 16 to 438 and encodes 140 amino acids.